AUGAAGAAAUCCGUCUCUCUCAGUAGUCGGACAAAGAGAAGAAAAAUUAAAGAAGAGUUAGACUAUUUCAAUCCUCUUUCAAACACCUACAACCAUCAUAUUAUUCCUCAACAAUUAUUUUUGGAAUCUAAUCUACUUAACGAAAUACCAAUCUCUAACUCAAAUUCACCUAACUGUCAGGAUAAUAUUUCAUUUACAACAGUAGAUAGACUUCCAGAAGAAUUAAAUGAAUCACAACAUUUUGAUUUCUUUAACUACAAUAUUGAUUCUCUUCAGAGUUCUCUUCCUACAGACACAUCUGACACUGAUGAUUCUAAUAACUUAUUAUCUAGUACAUCAUUUAUGAUAAGUAAUGAAUUAGCUCAAUGGGCAAUACUUUACAACAUUUCUCAUAUUUCCUUAAAUGCUCUUUUAAGUAUUCUUCGAAAACAUGAAUGUUUUAUUACAUUGCCCAAAAGUAGCAAGACAUUAUUACAAACUAAACCUAUUUCUUUAGAAAAUAUGGGGGUCGUCGAUCCUGGUAAAUACUACCACUUUGGUCUUAAAAAUGGAAUUGUUCGUCAUUUACCAUAUUAUAAUAAUUGUAUUUUAGAGCAAGAAUUAAAACUUGUUAUUGGUAUUGAUGGACUUCCCAUUCAUAAAAGCUCUUCUCUACAGUUUUGGCCAAUUUUGGCUUACAUAAGACCAAAAUCUGAUCUCGUUUUUCCUGUGGGACUCUACUGUGGGAACCAAAAACCUUCAGACAGCAAUGACUACUUAAAAGAUUUUGUAGAUGAAGCAAAAUAUUUAGUAUUGAAUGGUAUUCAACUGAAAGAUAAACUGUACAAAGUUAAAAUUGAUGCAAUUUGUUGUGAUAUGCCAGCAAGGUCGUUCGUUUUAAAAAUUAAAUCCCAUACUGGAUAUAAUUCAUGCCCACGAUGUGAAAUUGAAGGAUAG
Messenger RNA from Macrosiphum euphorbiae (potato aphid), 936 nucleotides. The record is from the annotation of a GenBank genome assembly. Lineage: Eukaryota; Metazoa; Arthropoda; Insecta; Hemiptera; Aphididae.